Molecule: messenger RNA, 1008 nt
Organism: Talaromyces rugulosus
Lineage: Eukaryota; Fungi; Ascomycota; Eurotiomycetes; Eurotiales; Trichocomaceae
Exons: 2
Coding region: 1-1008 (335 amino acids)
Biological process (GO): glycine import into mitochondrion
Cellular component (GO): mitochondrial inner membrane; mitochondrion
Molecular function (GO): glycine transmembrane transporter activity
Source: RefSeq, a predicted model, not a curated record
AUGGCUCAUGCCUCUCCGGCGGUAUCGCCAUCGAAUAAGGUACCAGCCUCAUCCAAAACUACAUUCCACUUCCUCGCCGGACUGGCUUCCGGCCUCACCUCUUCGAUCCUCCUCCAACCCGCCGAUCUCCUCAAAACGCGACUGCAGCAAUCUACUCGCACCGCCUCGCUCUCUGCUACUCUACGCUCCAUCAUCUCCUCGCCGAACCCGAUCCGCUCGUUAUGGCGUGGCACACUCCCGUCUGCUCUCCGAACGGGUUUCGGAUCAGCCUUGUACUUUACAUCCUUGAACGCGCUGCGCCAGGAAGUCGCGCGACGAGGGCCGGCCAUGGCGCUCGCCGGUAGCAGUGCUGCGAAUACCAUCAACAAUAAUAAAAACGGCUACUCCUCAUCAGCACUACCAAAACUGUCCCACACUGCAAACCUGCUCACAGGCGCUGUCGCGCGCACAGCCGCGGGUUUCAUCAUGAUGCCCGUCACCGUGCUCAAAGUCCGGUAUGAGUCGGACUACUACGCCUAUCGCAGUCUGGGGAGUGCCGCCAGGGACAUAUUUCGUACCGAGGGUAUCCGCGGCCUCUUUGCUGGCUUUGGAGCCACGGCGGUGCGUGAUGCGCCGUACGCCGGUAUUUAUGUUGCUUUUUACGAGCAGUUUAAACGCAAUCUCUCUGGGUUUUGGGCGGGAAGUACUUCCACAAACAACAACACAAAUAUAUCCUCGUCUACUGUAAACUUCACCUCGGGCGCUCUUGCGGCAGGUCUCGCCACAGCCGUCACAAACCCAUUCGACGCAGUCAAAACAAGGAUUCAACUUCGACCAGAAAAGUAUCGAAACAUGUUCCAUGCGCUGAAGCUGAUUGUCAAGGAAGACGGUGGCAAGGGUCUGUUUCGCGGGCUCGGGCUGAGGAUGGGUCGGAAAGCGAUUAGUUCGGCGUUGGCCUGGACGGUGUAUGAAGAAUUGAUUAUGCGUGCGGAAAAGAGGUGGUCUGUCCAGGAGGGGAUGAGUUUGUAA